Messenger RNA from Stegastes partitus (bicolor damselfish), 7184 nucleotides. RefSeq names its product golgin A4 (gene golga4). The record is from RefSeq and is a predicted model, not a curated record. Gene Ontology annotation, cellular component: Golgi apparatus. Bases 143 to 6499 code for a protein of 2118 amino acids. The transcript has 25 exons. Gene Ontology annotation, molecular function: small GTPase binding. Gene Ontology annotation, biological process: Golgi vesicle transport. Lineage: Eukaryota; Metazoa; Chordata; Actinopteri; Pomacentridae.
GCCCUGCCACCUGCUGAAAAUCAGAGGCGAACAAGGAAGUCUGGCCCGGAGAACUGGAUGUCAAGCUAAAAGGAGACAAAACACAUCUCCGCCGCAUAGUAGACAUCUGCUCGCAGGUUGUUAGCUACAUCGGCGUGGCAAGAUGUUUAAGAAACUUAAGCAGAGGAUAAACGAGGAGCAGUCACCGCAGAGGAAUGCGCAGUCACCACAGCAGGCCCAGAUGGGCAGUGGAGACCGGCGCAGCAGCCAAACCCCUCCAUAUCAUCCUGAUGGCACACCCUCUCCCAGUGACAGAGAGAUGCUGGCCGGGAUGAUAGCAGAGCCCGCUUUUCUCUCUGAGUAUACUAUCUUUGCUCUGGACCAUUCAAAACGACCCAAAACGGCCCAGGUAGCCAGUGUGAGUGCCUCUAAAGGACCUGCGAGGUCUCCCAGAGGUAGCAUCAAUGGCGAUGGAAGUGCUUCUCCUCAUAGAGAGGAGUCGCAGUCAUUUGCCCAGAAACUACAGCUAAGAGUUCCCUCAAUGGAGUCGCUGAUUCGUGGUGGUGCGAGUCGAGCAGAAAAUCUUUUCCGCUCUCCAUCAAAAGAAAACCUGGUCCGAAGCUCAUCACGUGACUCCCUGACACCUUUGGGAGAAAAUGAUUCCCCAGGAGGCCCCACAUAUGAUCCGCCAUCCGAUAUUGAGAGCGAGGCCGAAGAGCCACCAGGAAGCACAGAGUCUCUUUCUAAGGAGCAGUUGGUGCACCGACUGCUCAGAGUGGAGAGGAGUCUGGGCAAGUAUAGAGGGAAGUACUCAGAGCUGGUUACUGCGUACAGAACAGUACAACGAGAUAAAGAAAAAACGCAGGUCAUCCUCAGUCAGAGUCAGGAUAAAGCUCUCCGUCGGAUUGGGGAGCUGCGAGAGGAGCUUCAAAUGGACCAGCAGGCCAAAAAACACCUACAAGAUGAGUUUGAUGCUGCGCUGGAGGAAAAAGACCAGAUGAUCACUGUCCUCCAAACACAGGUUGCUCUGUUGAAGAAACGAGUUAAGGCCGUGUCUGAUGGAUCGCUGCCACCCGAAGGUGAGGUCCCUCAGCCUGAUGUCGCUGAAGACUCUACUUCUACCACACAGAGUCCUUCGAAGGAGCAGGAGCUAGAGCCUGAAGUCACUGAGGGAGAGGGCAACAGUGAUCCAACCAAACUUUUGGAGGCCCUGCAGAAGAGAGUGAAGAGGCAAGAAAACCUGUUGCAGAAGUGCAAAGACGUGAUGCGUACACACAAGGAGCGGAGUGCACAGCUGGGCAGCGAGAAUGAAACUCUGCAGGAGCAGCUGCAGGAGAGACUACAGGAGCUGGAAAAGAUGAAGGAACUGCACACAGUGGAAAAAACGAAGUUGAUCACUCAGCUGCGUGAUGCCAAGAACCUCAUUGAACAGCUGGAGCAGGACAAGGGAAUGGUCAUUGCUGAGACCAAGCGCCAGAUGCACGAGACACUAGAAAUGAAAGAAGAGGAGAUUGCACAGCUGCGCUCCAGGCUUCAACAGGCUACUGCUCAAAAAGAAGAAUUACAGGAACAGAAAGAGAAGGCUGAGAAAUCAGCUUUUGAAGAACUUGAACGGGCUCUGGGUGUCGCUCAGAAGGCAGAGGAGGCCAAAAAACAGCUGCAGGUUCAGCUGGAGGAGCAAGUUAAAGAAGUUGAAAGGGCCGGUGAGGAGGAGAGGAAGAGUCUGCAGCAGGAGCUCACACGAGUCAAACAGGAGGUGGUCACCAUCAUGAAGAAAUCAUCUGAGGAAACGGUGGCCCAACUUGAAAAGCGCCAUAGUGAAGCUUUGGCUGCUAAAGAAGAAGAGAUAAAUGAGAGAGUCAACAAAGCUGUGGAGCAAUGCAAACAGGAGUUUGAGCAGCUAGCUGUGGAGCGAGAACAACAGGCCUCUCUGGCUCUGGAGGACGCAGAGUUACAGAAGACAGCUGUAAGGGUAGAAGCUGAUAACAAGGUUAAAGAGAUACAGCUGGAGCUGGAAACUACAAAAACUAGGAUAUUGGAGCUGGAGAGCUCCGUGGGCAAGAUCUCACAAGAUGAAUCAAGUCUCUCCGAUGAACUUUCCAGUCAGCUGGACGAGCUGAAGAAUAAACACAAAGAGCAAAUCUCUGCAUUAGAGGAAAAGCACCAGGAGCAGCUGGAAAAGCACAAGGGUACCCUAAUCCAGCAGCAUAACGCUGCUCUUGAGGAACUCAAGGAAAAACACAGAGCCGAAAUGGAGACCCAUCUGAAAGAGAAAGAGCUGCAGUUUCAAGCACAUGUUGAAGACAUGAACCAGAAAACUUUAGAGAAACUGGAUGCAAAGCAGGCAGAGUUUGAGGCACUUUCUUCUGAACUUUCAGAGAUGUUAAAGAGUAAACAGCUUCUGGAACAAAAGCUGGUGGCAGCUGAAGAGGCUCGUAGGUUAGCUCAACGGGAACAUGAAAAGAGGUUUCAAGAUCUGGCGUCAAAGCACAAAGCAAAGCUUGCAAAUAUCAAACAAGAGCAUGCGCAGUCACUUGGGGGUGUCGAGAAAACUCUAAAGGAGGAACUUAAUGCAGUGAAAAUUGUUCUGAAGGAAAAGCAAAAGGAAAUUGAACAACACAUCCUUAAAGAAAAAACACUACAAGGGGAUUCACAUUCCACUGCACAAGACUUAAAAGUCAAGGUUAAGGAACUGGAGCAGCUCCAGCAGAGUUUAUCACAAUCCCAGCUGGAAAUUGGGAGCCUAAAAGAAACUAACACAGAGUUGAGCAAGAUCUCAGAAGAUCUUGAUCAGUGUAAGAAAAAUUUGACAGAUGUGGAACAUCAGUUGGAAACAGCAAAGAAUGAUUGUCAACAAAAAGAAAAGUCGCUUCAAGAAAUGGAGCAUCAAUUACAAGAGACCAAAAAGGAGCUUGCAGAGAAGGAGAAGUCAUUAACUGCAGAACUAAACACUAAACUGGGAGAAGAAACACGCCUCAAAAAACAGCUGGAUGAUGAAAAAGCUGCCCACGAGAAGAAACUGAAGAACACUAUAACUGAGAUGGAGUCAAAGCUAAAAUCACAGGAGACAAAAAUGGAAAAAUUCAAACAAAAAGCCAAAGACAUGCAAGAGAAUUUUAAGAAAAAGCUACAGCAGAAUGAAGAAAACAUGAAGAAGGAGCUUGCAAAAAAGGACACUGAACUGCAACAGAAAGAACAGCAAGUUCAGGAGAAAAUUGUGGAGAUGGCCCAGAAGAGUUCCCAAGGCCUCAGCAGCACAGUGUCAGAGCUGCAGGCCAACCAUAAGGAAGAACUGGAGAAACUACACGGUACCCACAAACAUGAGAUUGAAAAAAUGGAGCAUCAUUGGCAGGAGAAGUUGGGACAGCAGGAAGAAGAGUUGAUGGAGAAACAUUCACUCCUACUACAGGAGAAGGGUCAGGAACUGGAGGAAAUAGCUCAGCAGCUUAGCAGAAGCAGAACAGAGAACGAGCAAGUGUUGUGUGAAAUAAAGAAUUUAAAGGAGGACCUGGCGAUUCGAGAAACCACUGUGCAGAAGCUGCAGGAAGAGCUUAAUGAAGCAGCAGUAAAGCUUGAAAGUUCGUCUCAGGGUGAAGUAUUGUUAAAAGAACAAAUGGAGUCAGUGGAGAGGAACCUUAACCAGGCUCUGAAUGAGAGAAACAGUCUCCAAGACACGCUUAACACAACACAGGAAGAGAGCAGAGAGAAGCUAAAGACUUUGUCGGACAAGUUGAAUGAAACGGAGAAACAGCUCGAAGCGCUGGAAGGCUCCAGAUGUAAGGAAAGUGAGGACUUGCAAAGUAAAUUUAAGGAAACUUCCAAUCAGCUGCAAGCCAAGGAAGCGGAGUUCCAGCAGCAGUUAAUUCUGAUCAGCAACCAAAUGGACCAUUACUGUAAGGAGGUUCAGUCUAAAGUGGAGUUUGGAUCUAAUGAACUCCAACAAAGAGUGGACUGCAGGGUGAAAGAGCUGAACAACAGACUCCUCUGUAGUCAGAAAAAGAUGGAGCAUCUAAAAAACCUUGUCCUUACUAAAGUAGGUAGAAUUUGCACUUUAGAGGAGAAUCUCCACCAGCAGACGGAGGAGAAUAAGAAUCUAUGCAUUUCAUUAGAACAGAUGACUGCUCAGGUAAAUGCUCAUAUGGAGCAUAUCAAUGCCUUAACACACGAGAAGGAGAAUCAUUCUCAGUCUGUCAGUGAACAAGUUCAGAAAAUUGAGGAACUGAGCGAAGCGAACAGAAUCAUAUCAGAAAGUAUGAAAACAAACAAGCUGCAUAUCACAAACUUGGAAAGCAUCGUCAGUGACUUGAAAAAUCAGCUAGCAAGUAGCAUAAAAGAGAAGGAGGAAGCCAUAAAUCAGCUGACCCAGCAGUAUGAGGAGGAGAGACAACGGGCUGCUGCUCAAAUGGAGGAGAACAUUAAGAGAUUGGAGCAGGAGAGAAAGUCUGCUUUAGAGCAGGCAGAUGCACUCAGGAACAGCCUGUCCGAGUACGAGAACAAGGCAGAGACGAGGUUCAAACAGAAUGACAACACUGUUUCAUCUCUACAGACCAGGCUUGGAGAGCUGGAGCAAGAAAUCUCUGAGAAGAACGAAGCCCUGCAAAGGCUGACGGCAAGUAUUGACAAUCAGUCCAUCAGCAAGUCUGAGAUGGACCAGGUGUUGAGUGAGAAGGAGCAGAAAGUCAGUGGACUUACCUUGGAGCUUGAGAGUUGCAUCAGUCGACUUGGUGAGCUUCAGGAGCAGUUAGCCUUAAAGACUAAAGAGUGUGAACAGCUCACAUCUGACCUCAAACAGCAGCACAGCAUCAGGGAGACUGAGAAGAGGGAGUUGGUGGAGCAGCUGCAGCAGACCCAGAUGCAGAACGGUAAUGUGGAGCAGGAGAUGGUGCAAAAACUACACUCCCUGGAGGAAGACAACCAGAGGUGUAGACAAAAGCUUGAAAGUCAAAGGGAGGAAUUUGAAAAACUGAAAGACGAGAUCAUCAAGAGCAAGGAGGAGAAUCUGAAGGCGACUGAAGAGAGGUUGUCUGCAGAGCGUGCUAAGAAAGUAUCGGAGCUGAAGAAGAAAGCUGAGCAGAAAAUCAGUCAGAUUAAAAAACAGCUAACAUCACAGCUCGAGGAAAAAGAGCAGUUGAUAAAGACUCUUGAGGCUAGCCUGGAGGGAAUCAAGAGCAAUGAAACUUCUGGCCAAAAACACAUAGAAACAUUAGAAGAAAAAGCAAAAACGCUCGAGGAGGCUCUUGUCAGGCUUAAGGAGGAGCAGGAGAAACAACUUGAACAGGUUCUAAGUAAUGAGAGGCUUGAGAAAGAAAGGACUGUAGAGGAACUGAAAACCGCGUAUGAGGACAAGCUGCUCACACUUCAGAGAGAGAUGGCACGACAAGGGGAGAGCAGAGAAGCUGAAUCGGCACUACACGAAAUCGAGGCAAAACUAAAAGAAGCAGAGGAGCAGAAUGGAAACCUUGUUGCAGAAAUAAAUCGUCUGAAAGAACAAAUACUUGAGAAGGAUGCCCAGCGGGUCCAAAAUCCAUCAGAACCUGAAGCUGAGAUGAAGGUGGAAAGUAGCCGCAUGCAGCAAACCAUGAGUGUGAUGGAAAACGAGAUGGAAAACCACGCCCCCAUGCAGGAAGGAGACGAGGAUGCUUUGCAGUCUCUCAAGAACAAACUGAGUCAGAUGAAGAACGAGAAAGAGAAAAUCCAAAAGGACUUCACCAGGCUACAGAAAGACAUGCGACUGCUGAGGAAGGAGCACGAACACGACCUCGAAUACUUGAAGAAAGAGUUGUUAGAGGAGAGUGAGAAAAAGCUGAAACUGGAGUUAGAAGACGUAGAAAUGAAGCACAACUCUGCGAUUAAGCAGCUAAUGCGGGAGGUCAACACGCAAAUGGCUCUGAAAGAGAAGGAGCUUGACACAGCAGUGAAGGAGACCAUUGCGAAGGCCCAGUGUGUUGAAGCAGAGCUCAUCAGCUGCCAUCAUGAAGAAGCCAGUCAGCUGAAGAAGGCCAUUUCUGAGAAAGAGGAUGAUUUGCACAGAACUGUUCAGAAAUAUGAACAAGUUAUACAGAGUCGAGAGGAGGAGAUGGGAGACAGAGUCUGGCAGAUUCAGAAACAACUGGAGGAGUUGCAAACAAGGAGCCAAAGUACUUCUGAGACACCAAUGACCCCAGAAGAUCUACAGGCUCAGCUUGCUGAGAAGACGACUUUAUUGAGUGAGGCCCGGCUGAAGGAGCAGGAGUUUGUCGAGAAAAUUCACUCGCUUGAGGACAAGAUUAAAUGUUUCCACCGAAGCACUGUCGUAACUCACCUCGGAAGCACAUUCAGAGAUCCUGGGUUCAACCCCUCUGAUGCACUCUCUGAACCCGCUGAGAUGGAAUACCUGAGGAAGGUGCUGUUUGAAUACAUGAUGGGACGGGAAACAAAAACGAUGGCCAAAGUGAUUACCUCCAUGCUCAAGUUUCCUCCUGACCAAGCGCAAAAGGUUUUGGACAAAGAAGACUCCAAACCAAUCCCUUGGUUACGAUGAGAGUUUGACUGAUUCGGUCACGCCUGGAUGAUAAUCUGCUGCUGCUACUGCUGCUGAAGGGGAAGACUGCCAUGGAUUUUAUCAAGCCCUUCUCUCUGCAUUUCUUGUCAUUUUAUGUGUGCGUAUGCGUGUGGGUGUGUGUGUGUGUGUGUGUGUGUGUGAGCACAAUCUUGGGCAUAAUUGUGUGCGUGACGUGGUAUGUGUGAGUACUUCUAAAGGUAUGAGGGAAUUUGAAAGAAACACCAAUCUUCCAUAAAUCCAGUUUUACUUUGAGAUUAAGUUUGUUAAUUUAUAUGUUUUAGAUGAAGACAAAUGAGUUUUCCUUUUAUUUUAGAAUGUGUUUAUACAGGUUGGCUUGUGCAAUAAAUGAUAUCAUUAUCACAUAUUGACGCUGACGGUCAGUUGAUUUAUAGGUUUCUGUGUUGUGCUGUUGUCUGAAUCGCUUCCUCUGUAAAACUGUAGACGACCCUUUAACUGUGCACCCGCACCACAUUAAGAUACUGGCCUCUGGACCUUGUUUGUUUAACACAAGCUUUUCUAUGCUUUAUAUUUUCACACCAACACUGACAAAAAAAAAAACCCACAAAACUGUAAAUUGUAUUAUGAUAAUUAAAACUGUAUUAUAAGGCACUAUAUGACUUGCUACACAUUUUCAAACUAACAAAUUAAAUCUUAUUUACAGAAA